AUGUUUUAUACACUUGUGAAAUUUUUUUUCUAUGUUGAUUCAGAAGAAUGUUUUAACGAUUCACAAUCAACAUUACAAGAUAUUGACAGUCAUCAGCAAUCAUUCAACGAUUUAUAUUGUACAACAACAUCAUCUAUUCGUGAUAUUGAUAUUCCAAUUCUAUCACCAUCAUCAUAUUGUUUAUCAAGAUUCGAAAGAGAAGAUACAAUAAAAAAUUUUCUUGAUUCACAAUUUGAACAAGAAAGUGAUUUUGAAUAUUUUCGUCAUUCAUCUAUCAAUAAUUCUCAUCAUAUAAGUGUUUAUGUUAACGGAGUAGCUAUACCAAUGCGUUCUACUUAUAAUACAACUCGUCCUUAUCAAUCUCGUGGACGUAGUGUACAUUGGAAGGAUGAAAUUGUUCAACCAUCGAAAGAUGAAAAUUAUUAUAAUCAAAAUGAUUCAACAAAACAACGUACUCCACGUAUAUCACUUCAUACAAGUUCACCAUAUCAUUCUAAACUUAAUAUUCGUGUUAAUGUUAAUCGAAUAGAUGCUGAUAAUUUUUAUGAACAUAAUCAAAUUAAAGCAAAGGUUACAUUUGAAAGAUUAGAUCCUCGACAUGAUUAUAAACAUUUUGAAGCAUUAGAACAAGCCUAUUGUCAACAUUAUUUAAUACCAUCACCAAAUGAAUGUAUGAUAAAAAAUACAAGAACAAAUAUACCAACACAAUAUGAGAUAUUACCACAACAUCGUCAAAUUUCAGUACCUGCUUCAUUACCUGUUGAUCAACGAUUUGUUUUAUAUAUUCGUGAAGGUGAAGUUUAUGCUAGAUGUUAA
Messenger RNA from Rotaria sp. Silwood1, 816 nucleotides. The record is from the annotation of a GenBank genome assembly. NCBI's taxonomy places the organism in Eukaryota, Metazoa, Rotifera, Eurotatoria, Philodinida, Philodinidae.